GGUAGAUACAUACUAGCGGAAAAAUUUAUUUUAUUGUUUUAAAAAUAAUUUUUAAGAAUUAUUUUUUUUUUCUAUUUACCACACAUACAAAAUUUAUAACAAUUUAUUAUUUUUUGAUAUUGAAUUUUUAUUAGAAAAUUUAAAUUUAAAAAAAAUUAAUAUUAAUAAAUAAUAUUAAAAAUUAUAUAAAACAAUUAUUAAAUUAAGUAAAAAGAAAUUUUAAAAUUAAAAUAAUUUAAAAAAAAAAAUUCAAAUAAUGUCAAACAAGUGGGAAAAUAACGAAGAAAUUCAAUUCUUCCGUGAAUAUUUAAGAAUACCGAGUGUUCAUCCAGAUGUUGAUUAUGAUCCGUGUUUAAAAUUUAUUAAAAGUCAAGCAGAUAAUUUAAAUUUACCAAUGAAGAUAUAUUAUCCAGCUCAUCCAAAGAAACCGAUUGCAAUUAUAACAUGGACUGGUAUUAAACCAGAAUUACCAUCAAUAAUAUUAAAUUCUCAUAUGGAUGUUGUACCGGUUUUUGAAGAAAAUUGGACUCAUCCACCAUUCAGUGCUGAUAUAGAUAGUGAAGGAAGAAUAUUUGCUCGUGGAUCACAAGAUAUGAAAUGUGUAGGAAUGCAAUAUUUGGCAGCUAUAAGAGCAUUAAAAAAAGAAGGACACAAAUUUAAAAGAACAAUUCAUAUUGUUUUUGUACCUGAUGAAGAAAUUGGAGGAAAAUUGGGAAUGUGCAAGUUUGUACACAAAGAUGAAUUUAAAGCUUUAAAUGCUGGUUUUUCAUUCGAUGAAGGUGUUGCUGGCCCAGAUGAAAUUUAUCCAGUAUUUUAUGCCGAACGUAGUAUAUGGCAUGUUUUCUUCAAAAUAUCUGGUACAACCGGUCAUGGAUCCCUUUUACAUAAAAAUACUGCUGGUGAAAAAUUAAAUUAUAUUAUGCAAAAAAUGUUUGCCUUACGUGAUCAUGAAGUAAAACGUUUAGAAAAUAAUCCAGAAUUAACAAUUGGUGAUGUUACAACAAUUAAUUUGACACAAUUAAAAGGUGGUGUACAAAGUAAUGUAGUACCACCAUUAUUUGUUGCUUGUUUUGAUGUUCGUAUUGCAAUUGAUGUUGAUCAUAUUAAAUUUGAAAAUCAAUUGAAACAAUGGUGCGAAGAAGCUGGUGGCGGUAUUGAAUUAGAAUAUGAACAAAAAGAAGUUCGUGUUGAACCAACUAAAAUAGAUUCAUCGAAUAAAUUUUGGGUUGCUUUUAAAAAAACUGUUGAUGAACUUGGAUUAAAAACAAGACCGCAAGUUUUUCCUGGAGGCACUGACAGUCGUUAUAUUCGAGAGGUUGGAAUACCAGCUAUUGGAUUUUCUCCAAUGAAUAACACACCAAUUUUAUUACAUGAUCAUGAUGAAUUUUUAAAAGCUGAUACUUAUCUUAACGGUAUUGAAAUUUAUAAAAAACUCAUUCCAGCUGUUGCCAAUCUUGAGUGAUAUUUUUAAAAUCGAAAACAUUUUAUAUAAUUACAUAUAAAUAGAAAAAAAUAAUUUAGAAAAUUUACAAUUAAAUUACCUUGUUAAAUUUGAAAAUCAAAUAUUUUGUUACCAAAUAAUAUAUGUAUACAAUUUAAAAACACAAUUAUAUUACAAAGUUAUUAAAAAUUUAUGAAAAUAAUAAAAAUGUACAAUAUUGUUAUAAAUUUUUACGUAAGCUGAAUUUAGCUCGUGAUGGGUUGUGACCUGUACUAAAUAUAAUAGUUUUUUUUUAGUAAUUUGUUAACUAUAAAAUUAUGUAAAUAAUUUAAGAAUAAAAGAAUGAAAAAUUUGUAAACUUAGAUCAAAUAUUCCGAAUUUAUUAAAUAUAAAUAAAUAUAUUAAAAAUGUAA
Condylostylus longicornis is the source of this 1854-nucleotide messenger RNA. Its product is annotated as aminoacylase-1-like. Gene Ontology annotation, biological process: amino acid metabolic process. Gene Ontology annotation, molecular function: aminoacylase activity. The record is from RefSeq and is a predicted model, not a curated record. Bases 257 to 1462 code for a protein of 401 amino acids. The transcript has 7 exons. Gene Ontology annotation, cellular component: cytoplasm. Lineage: Eukaryota; Metazoa; Arthropoda; Insecta; Diptera; Dolichopodidae.